AUGAAGUUAUUAAGGUUUCACUUGAGAUACCAUCCUCCAGGGAUCACCCUGGAAUAUCUGCAGAAGGGCAUGGUAAAAAGUAAGGAAAUCGAUUUACUGGAUUUAAACGCCAAUACAAACACCAAAGAGUUGGCGUUCCUCCUGUACCAGAAAGAGCCGCUGAUCACCGAGGAGGUGCGCGACCAGUUGGAGCAAUGCCUGGAGGUGUUGAAGAAGAGGACGGAGCAUGAAGGUCCUACAGGAAAGAGGUUCUACAUCUACAAGACGUUGAUGACCCAUGUACUGCCACUGACGAAUGUUGCUUUUGAUAAAACUGGGAACAGUUGUCUCUCCGGGAGUUACGACCGCACUUGUAAGGUGUGGGAUGUGGAGAGUGGCAAGGACCUGCAGACCCUGACAGGACACCAGAAUGUCGUCUACACCGUCGGUUUCAACUUCCCAGCAUGUAAUCGCGUACUCACUGGUUCUUUCGACAAAUCGGCUCGUAUCUGGGACCCGGAGACUGCCGAAUGCCUGGCGACUCUAUGGGGUCACCGCGGCGAGGUGGUGGCCUGCCAGUUCAGCGCCAAGGGAGAUCUGGCUGCCACCGGGUCUAUGGACCACACUGCCAAACUGUUUGAUGUCCACACAGGAGCUGAAAUCCACACAUACAACGGCCACACUGCCGAGGUGAUCGCUCUACAGUUCGAUCCCAACGAGGGACAACGGCUGAUCACAGGCUCCUUCGACGGCACCAUAUCCAUAUGGGACACCAGGGUCGAUGAGCGAGUGUCAGUGCUCCGCGGGCAUGACGGUGAGAUAUCCAACGUGCAGUUCAACUGGGACAGUUCCCUGGUAGGCUCCUCCUCGCUGGAUGGCAGUGCCAAGCUGUGGGACGCAAGGCAGAGCUCCUGCCUGGCCACCGUGUCUGGACAUACUGAUGAGGUGCUGGACAUAUGUUUCGAUUGGGCUGGUCAGCGCAUGGCCACAGCCUCCAGUGACUGCUCCGCCAGGGUCUAUGAUGUCAAGUCGGACUUCAAGGAGCUCGCCGUCAUGAAGGGACACCGCGGCGAAGUGUCCAAGGUUUGCUUUAGUCCGGCGGGUGGUUGUCUUCUGACGGCAUCAGCAGACAGAAGCUCGCGGUUAUGGAACACUACCACUGGGAACUGCAUUCAGGUCCUGGCAGGUCACCAGGGUGAGAUCUUCUCAUGUGCGUUCUCCUACGAGGGUGAUGCAAUCAUAACUGCCUCCAAGGAUAACACCUGCAGAAUAUGGAGAUGA
Spodoptera littoralis (African cotton leafworm) is the source of this 1260-nucleotide messenger RNA. NCBI's taxonomy places the organism in Eukaryota, Metazoa, Arthropoda, Insecta, Lepidoptera, Noctuidae. The record is from the annotation of a GenBank genome assembly.